CAGUUUUGUCAGACACUGAGACAGAGCACCGGAGGAACGUGGAGGAGGAGUACAGUUUUUUCACCAUUUAUAAAGUUAUGUUCUGGAUGACGGAUUUUAAUUUAUGAAAAGAGAAAGGAGUGGAUAUUCACACCGUUCAGGAUCAAGGUCGUGAGGAGCUGGAGCGUGCUCAGCGAGGUUAGGAAGACGGCAAAAUGGCAGUCUCCACUCAACUGGGUUUACUGCUUUGGAAGAACUUCACCUACCGACGGAGACAGACUAUCCAGCUGCUGAUUGAGAUCAUCUGGCCCCUGUUCAUCUUCUUCAUCCUGAUCUCGGUCCGAAUACAUUAUCCGCCCUACGAGCAACAUGAAUGCCAUUUCCCGAACAAGGCCAUGCCCUCAGCGGGUACUCUCCCCUGGGUACAAGGCAUCAUCUGUAACGCCAACAACCCCUGCUUCCGCAAUCCUACCCCUGGAGAGAGUCCUGGGGUGGUGGGAAACUUCAAUGAUUCUAUAAUCUCACGUUUGUUCAAUGAUGCCAAGAAGAUCCUGCUGUACACUCAGAACGAUAAGAGCUAUGAGGGCUACAGGGGACUACUGAGGGCCCUCAGAAAACUGCAGAAGAACACUGCCGGUUUCAAGCUGAAGGACUUUUUGCAAGACAAUGAGACUCUCUCCCACUUCCUGCAUCACAAUGCCUCACUUCCUCGUCACGCACUGAAGCAGAUAGUGGAGGCUGACGUCAAUCUUGAGAAGGUGCUGACUAAAGGCUUUGGCUUCCAUCUCAGAGACCUCUGUAACACCACGCCGCUGGAGGAGUUUGUCCACAUUGCUGACCACAAUGUGUCCCGUAUGACUCAAGAAAUUAUCUGCAAGUCCUCCAGUGACUGGCUUGACAAGGCCCAGAGCCACUUCCUGUCCAACUUGGACUUCCUCAAACCCAUUCGGAAGGAUGUGAGGUCAGACCCCAAAGUCGUUCAGGAGGUUUCAGCUGCAACCGACAAUCUUCUGGAGAGCCUGGGAGCUCUGGCCGUGGAGGUGGCCAGUAUGAAGAGUUGGAAGGAUAUGCGAAAGGAGAUCCUGUAUCUAACUGCAAAUGCCACAGGCUCUCCAAACCAGAUGUACCAGGCCGUUUCACGUAUCGUCUGCGGACACCCUGAAGGAGGUGGCCUCAAAAUUAAGUCUCUUAACUGGUAUGAAGACAACAACUACAAGGCCCUGUUUGGAAACCAUGGCAACGACAGUGACAGUGAACCCCUCUCUGCUUACGACAACUCCUCAACCCCUUAUUGUAACAACAUGAUGCGGAGCCUGGAGUCCAGCCCCAUUUCCAGGAUGAUCUGGAGAGCUCUGAAGCCACUGCUCAUGGGGAAGAUCCUGUACACCCCAGAUACUCCUGCAACGCAGAGGAUCAUCCACGAGGUUAAUAAGACCUUCCAGGAGCUCGGGGUUCUGAGGGACCUUGGAGGGAUGUGGGAGGAGAUGAGGCCCAAAGUUUGGAACUUCAUGGAGAAUAGCGAGGAAAUGGACCUGGUUAGGACUCUGCUCCAGAAUAACGCCAGUGCUGCAUUCUUAAACACCCAGCUCAGUGGGACUGAGUGGCACGUGUCAGAUGUGUUUGAAUUCCUGUCCAAGGCCUCAGAGGACCCAAGACCCGCAGGAUCCACCUACACCUGGAGAGAUGUCUUCAACGAAACCGACCAGGCCAUACAGACCAUCUCACGCUUCAUGGAGUGCGUGAACCUGGACAAGCUGGAGCCGGUAGCUAAUGAGGAGCGAUUGGUCAACAAGUCCAUGGGUCUCCUGGACAACCAGAAAUUUUGGGCAGGAAUCGUGUUUCCUGACAUCGCCCGUAGCAACAGCACUGACCUGCCUCCCAAUGUCAACUAUAAGAUCCGCAUGGACAUUGAUAACGUGGAGAGGACGAACAAGAUUAAAGAUGGGUAUUGGGAUCCUGGUCCCAGAGCUGACCCCUUCGAGGACCUUCGGUACAUUUGGGGUGGAUUUUCCUACCUGCAGGACGUCAUCGAGCAUGGAAUCAUCAGAGCCAUCACUGGCACCAAGGAGAAGACGGGCAUCUACAUUCAGCAGAUGCCUUACCCCUGUUACGUUGAUGACAUCUUCCUUCGGGUGAUGAGUCGUUCGAUGCCUCUCUUCAUGACCUUGGCAUGGAUGUACUCAGUGGCCAUCAUCAUCAAGGGCGUUGUGUACGAGAAGGAGGCACGGCUCAAGGAGACCAUGAGGAUCAUGGGACUGAACAACGGCACCCUGUGGCUCAGCUGGUUCAUCAGCAGUUUAAUCCCACUGCUGAUCAGCGCGGGCUUGUUGGUGAUGUUAUUGAAGAUGGGAAACCUGCUCCCUUACAGCGACCCGGGUGUUGUGUUUCUAUUCCUUGGAUCAUUCGGCGUAGUAACCAUCAUGCAGUGUUUCCUCAUCAGCACCCUGUUCUCGCGUGCUAACUUGGCAGCUGCCUGCGGUGGGAUCAUCUACUUCACCCUCUACCUACCCUACGUGCUGUGUGUCGCCUGGCAAGACUACGUUGGCUUUGGAGCAAAAGUUGUUGUGAGUCUGCUGUCUCCUGUUGCGUUUGGGUUUGGCUGUGAGUACUUUGCCCUGUUUGAGGAGCAAGGUGUGGGUAUCCAGUGGUCGAACCUGCUGGCCAGCCCUCUGGAGGAAGACAGCUACAACCUGACCACCUCUAUCUGCCUCAUGCUGUUUGACGCCGUUCUGUAUGGAAUAAUGACCUGGUACAUCGAAGCUGUGUUUCCUGGUCAGUAUGGGAUCCCCAGGCCUUGGUAUUUCCCUUUCACUAAGACGUACUGGUGUGGGGAGAAAGAGAACAAGAACAUCUCCACCCCUCUGUCAAAGAAGGGCAAUGCUGAAGCUGUGUGCAUUGAGGAGGAACCGGGCCACAUCGACCCAGGUGUCUACAUUGAGAAUCUAGUGAAGGUCUACAGCCAUGGAAACAAGCUCGCUGUAGACGGACUGUCCCUGAGGUUCUAUGAAGGACAGAUCACCUCCUUCCUCGGACACAAUGGAGCUGGCAAGACCACAACUAUGUCAAUCCUGACGGGGUUGUUCCCACCCACCUCUGGUACAGCCUACAUCCUCGGCAAGGACAUCCGCACUGAACUGAGCACCAUCCGACAGAAUCUGGGCGUCUGUCCCCAGCACAACGUACUUUUCAGCAUGCUGACGGUUGAGGAACACAUCUGGUUCUACGCCCGUCUGAAGGGGCUGCCGGAGGAGAAGGUGAAGGCUGAGAUGGAGCAGAUUGUCAACGACGUUGGACUGCCUCACAAGCGACAGUCUCGCACCAGCACCCUGUCCGGUGGGAUGCAGAGGAAGUUGUCGGUGGCCCUGGCUUUUGUUGGGGGCUCAAAGGUUGUGAUCCUGGAUGAACCUACUGCUGGCGUUGACCCUUAUGCACGCAGGGGAAUCUGGGACCUGCUGCUUAAAUACAGACAGGGCCGCACCAUCAUCCUGUCCACUCAUCACAUGGAUGAGGCUGACAUCCUGGGUGACAGAAUCGCCAUCAUUUCCCACGGCAAGCUGUGCUGUGUAGGCUCCUCGCUCUUCCUGAAGACUCACCUGGGGACGGGCUACUACCUGACCCUGGUCAAGAGAGAUUACGACCUGACGCUUCAGUCCUGCAGGAAUUCUGCCAGCACCGUCUGCUACAGCAAGAAAACAGAGAAGGAGGACAGCGUAUCAGAGAGCAGUUCAGAUGCUGGUUUGGGCAGCGAACCGGAAAGUGAAACCACCACUAUUGAUGUCUCCCUCAUCUCCAACGUGAUAUUCAAGCAUGUCCCAGAGGCUCGCCUGGUGGAGGAUCUCGGCCAUGAGCUCACCUAUGUCUUGCCCUACCAGUCCGCUAAAGAUGGAGCUUUUGUGGAGCUUUUCCACGAGCUUGACGACAGACUCACCGACCUGGGAAUAUCCAGCUAUGGAAUAUCUGAUACCACCCUGGAAGAGAUUUUCCUCAAAGUGGCCGAGGACAGUGGAGUCGACUCUGUUGAGCUUUCAGAUGGAGUCGUACCAACCAGGACUCGUCGUCGUCAUGCCUUUGGAGACCACCAGAGCUGCCUGAAACCGUUCACUGAGGAUGACUUCGAUUUCAACGACUCUGAAGGUGACCCAGAAUCCCGUGAGACCGACUGGCUCAGCGGAACAGAUGGCAAAGGUUCGUACCAGGUCAAAGGCUGGAGUCUGAAGAGACAGCAGUUUGUUGCACUACUCUGGAAACGAUUUCUCUACGCUCGGCGCUCCAGGAAAGGCUUCUUUGCUCAGAUCGUUCUCCCUGCAGUGUUUGUGUGUAUUGCCCUGGUGUUCAGCCUGAUUGUUCCUCCCUUUGGAAAGUACCCCAGUCUGGCUCUGGAUCCCAGCAUGUAUGGAGAGCAGUUCACCUUCAUCAGUAAUGACAUACCUGACGAUCCUCACACCAAUAAACUACUGGGAGCUCUGACAGAAAAACCAGGAUUUGGAACACGCUGCAUGGAAGGAGAGCCCAUACCGGACACGUCCUGCACUGCAGUAGAGGACGAGUGGUCGAUCCCACAAGUUUCUCAAAGUGUGAAGGACAUGUUUGAAAAAGGCAACUGGACCAUGGAGAAUCCGUCUCCCCUGUGUGAGUGCAGCUGCGAAGGGCGCAAGAGGAUGCUGCCGGAGUGUCCAGCUGGUGCUGGGGGACUUCCACCACCGCAGAUGAAGAUCAGUGACAAAGACACUCUUCAGAAUUUGACUGGCAGAAACAUCUCAGACUAUCUGGUUAAAACCUACGCGCAGAUUAUUGGAAAGAGCCUGAAGAACAAGAUUUGGGUCAACGAGUUCAGAUACGGUGGAUUCUCACUGGGGGCCAGGAAUUCUCAGCUUCUGUCCAACAGAGAUGAAAUUGACGAUGCAAUCGUGGAGCUAAGGAGACGCUUCCGCCUGGAGAGGGGAACUGCAGCAGAUCGUUUCUUUCGCAGUCUCUCCAGUUUUAUCCAAGGACUGGACACCAAGAAUAACGUCAAGAUCUGGUUUAACAACAAGGGCUGGCACAGCAUCGGCUCUUUCCUCAAUGUGAUGAACAACGGCAUCCUGCGGGCAAGUCUGCCAACAGGGGAAGACCCCACAAAGUUUGGCAUCACUGCCUACAAUCAUCCGCUCAACCUCACCAAGGAGCAGCUGUCACAGGUCGCAUUGAUGACGACAUCAGUGGACGUGCUGGUGUCCAUCUGCGUGAUCUUCGCCAUGUCCUUUGUCCCGGCCAGUUUUGUGGUUUUCCUCAUCCAGGAGAGAGUGAACAAGGCGAAACACAUGCAGUUCAUCAGUGGGGUGCAGCCUUUCCUCUACUGGCUGGCCAACUUUGUCUGGGAUAUGUGCAACUACAUCGUCCCGGCCACAUUGGUUAUCAUUAUCUUUGUGUGUUUCCAACAAGACGCCUACGUCUCCUCCACCAAUCUGCCUGUGCUGGCUCUGCUGCUGCUGCUCUACGGAUGGUCGAUCACCCCUCUGAUGUACCCAGCCUCAUUUUUCUUUAAGAUCCCCAGCACGGCCUAUGUGGUUCUGACCAGCGUAAACAUAUUGAUCGGAAUCAAUGGCAGCGUCUCUACAUUUGUACUGGAGCUGUUUGGGAGCAAUGAGAUCGGUGGUAUCAACGACAUACUGAAGAACGUGUUCCUCAUCUUCCCGCACUUCUGUCUGGGCAGAGGACUGAUUGACAUGGUGAAGAAUCAGGCAAUGGCUGAUGCUUUGGAAAGAUUCGGUGAAAACCGAUUCCGUUCCCCUCUGGCCUGGGACAUGGUGGGAAAAAACCUGUUUGCAAUGGCCAUAGAGGGCGUUGUCUUCUUCUGCAUCACUGUCCUCAUUCAGUACCGCUUCUGCAUUAAGGCCAGGUCUUCCACCAGUCAUCUGAAGCCUAUUGGAGAAGAAGAUGAGGAUGUGGCCAGAGAGCGACAGAGGAUCCUGAGUGGAGGAGGACAGUCAGACAUCCUUGAGCUCAGGCAGCUUACCAAGAUUUACAAGCGCAAACAGAAGCCAGCAGUGGACCGGCUGUGUGUUGGCAUCCCCCCCGGAGAGUGCUUCGGUUUGCUGGGAGUGAAUGGAGCAGGGAAAACCAGCACCUUUAAAAUGCUGACAGGAGACUCUGUGGUCACCAGUGGAGAGGCCUACCUGGCUGGUAAAAGUGUAACUACAGAGAUCGAUGAAGUGCAUCAGAACAUGGGCUACUGUCCUCAGUUUGACGCUAUCAAUGACCUGCUGACCGGCAGAGAGCAUCUCGAGUUCUACGCCAUCCUGAGAGGAGUGCCUGAGAAGGAAGUCUGCGAGGUGGCAGAGUGGGGCAUCCGGAAGCUGGGGUUGGUCAAAUAUGUGGACAAGUCGGCUGGCAGCUACAGUGGAGGAAACAUGAGGAAACUGUCUACUGCCAUCGCUCUCAUAGGAGGACCACCUGUUGUGUUUCUGGAUGAACCAACGACGGGCAUGGACCCUAAAGCACGUCGGGCCUUAUGGAACGCCAUCCUCAGCAUCAUCAAAGAGGGACGAUCUGUAGUCCUGACCUCUCACAGUAUGGAGGAGUGUGAAGCACUUUGCACCAGGAUGGCCAUCAUGGUCAAUGGCAGGUUCCGCUGUCUUGGCAGCGUACAGCACCUCAAAAACAGGUUUGGUGAUGGCUACACCAUCAUCUUGCGGGUGGCGGGGCCAGACCCAGACCUUCGGCCAGUGAUGGAGUUCAUUGAGCGGGAGCUGCCAGGCAGCACACUGAAGGAGAAACACCGCAACAUGCUGCAGUACCAGCUGCCCUCAUCCCUCACCUCCCUCGCCCGCAUCUUCUCCCUGCUCUCCAAGAACAAGGAGGCGCUCAGCAUAGAGGACUACUCAGUCUCUCAGACCACUCUAGACCAAGUGUUUGUAAAUUUCGCCAAGGACCAAAGUGACGAGGACCAUUUGAAAGACGUCCAUCUGAGCAAGCGAGAUGCUGUGGUAGUGGACUUUUCCCAGCUAAACUCCUUCCUCACGGACAACAAGACAAGGGAGAGUUGCGUCUGAUUCCACAACAUACCAUCAGUGGGAGUUGCUAUGCUUCACCCACCCUCCCCCGACCCCAGAAAAUAUGGACCACUAACCUGAGGGGGAGAUGAACUAUGUUCAUUUUUUUUUUAUUUCUAUUUUUUAGUCUUUUUUAAUUGUUAUCAUUUCUCAGUGGACCUGCACUUAAGCGCACAGCCUCUUGAAAAGGCAGAGACUGCAGGUUUCGUGACAGACACUGAAACAAUGAAAACUCAAUGCAAAUCAAUGCAAGACAUAUAUAAAUAUAUUUAAGAUGAGGAGAUAUUCCUGUGAAGGUUGGAGACUGGUGCUUCUCCUUCACUGGGUGGACAGAGAGAAAGAAAAAGACUCAGAACACUUGAAGCUACAGCAGGAUUAUAAUGCUGUGUUAGACUGGAAAAUGGACAAGGCAUCGGGGAUGAUAGAAGGAAAUAUCUCUAGUUUUUAAUCCCCAAUCCUAGAAGUAGUUAGCAGUAGUCAGUGGGGCUGUGUACGUGCUACUCUGUAUCGUGAAAUCACGGCAGCAUAAAACAAACAACCAAGUUUGGAUCAUUCACUGCCAACUGCUAAAAGAUGGACUGGCUGACUACUUUUUUAUUCAGGGUCAAACUUCUCUCAAUCUCACUUCGUUACCAAGCGCAGUUGUUUUGUAAUGGAAGUGAUCUUAUAAAAGCAUUUUCAAUCCAAGUGAUUUCAGUCAGAAACAUGCUAUCAUGCAAGAUAUUAAUUUUUACUAAUUAGAUUUUUUUAAGAUAACUUAAUUCUACUUGACAAAUAUAACCUCUAUGAAGUUUUUUUUUUUCCUUUUUUGGAUAACAAUUAAGAUUGAUAACCAAGUUGUCUUUUUUAUUUGUUGUUCUUGGUGUCCUUGACAUUGUCCAGCACAGUGCCUAUACUGUAUCAUGGUGGAGAGAGGAAUCUGAGCACUCCAUCAAACACAACAAUGUAUGUAGGCUGCCAAGGAAUGUAUAAGACAGAUACCAACAGACAUCAAAGCACAAAAAUGAGCUUUUUGUUGAGAUGAUGAAUGAAAACAUGACUGUUUUUUUUUUUUGGAAAUCUGUGUCCUUUAUUGUCAUAAGACAAAACAAAACAAAACAAAACAAAACAAACAAAAAUGAACGUGGUUGCUUGAUGUCUGUACACGAUGUACAGUCUCCUGUACUGGCUUGUUGUUCCUCGCCCUGUCCUCUGUAAGCGGAACUGAGGGCUAAUCAAAGCGGACACAAGAAAGCCGAAGAUUGCUGAAGAGUUUUCGAAAGUUCAUUGGACAUGUUGCAUGCUUCCCACUGGCGAACACACCUUGACUAUCAGCACUUCUAUGUGUGUGUGCCAAAGCAUGCCGUCAGCUUGUAAAGGACUGAACUCUGCUUCACUGUUGUUGGAUUACUGGCGCAUAUAUAUACAUGUGGAGUCUACAUCCAAAUCCUGUUGUAAAAAAUGUGAUAUUGAUGGAAGAUGAAAAUGUUCUUGCAGCUAAUUCUGUAGAUCCCAUACAAGGGGAGGGGUCAGUUUCACAGCUACUGUGCUUGUAUGGGAUCUAAAGUUGGCACCUCUUCCAGUAACAUAUGCUUUUAGACAUAUGAGCUGUGUGAGGGCAUGAUGGGAGUGUUUCAGACCUGAGCCAGUGGCGAUGUGGAUAUUAUGUACAGUAGCAAUUGUGUGAUGUCAAGUAAAAAAAAAAAAUGUUACCAGUGGAGUGAACAAAAAGUAUCUGUGCCAAAAUGGAACUGAAUAUGUAUCUUUAAUCAACCAGCAUAAUCUUGAGGAGGCAACUGUUUUGUGAAGUUUAAGUUGUGCUUUCAUUUCAUUUCAGUUUUUUUUUUUUUCUAUCAGCUCACUUACAAUAAUCCUCCUCUUUUCAUUUUCAGCAGCUCAAAACUUAAAGCACAUAUUAUGUGAUACAUGUGCUCUGUCAUUCAGUCUUCAUUAGACUACAUGUUGUUUCUGUCUUCUAGUGUUGUUGCCAAAUUCUAAUCUUUCUGUCAGUUCACAUUAAUACGCUGCCACAGUGAAGUUAACUGUACUGUCAGUAACUCAGAUUUUACACAUGAGGUUGAGAUACAUAUUAUGUUUCCAGAGCUAGUCAAAAAGCCAGACUACACAUAAACAGGGACCACGUCAAUUAGAGUUGUGCAAGGCUUUAUAUUCCAAAAAAAAAUCAUAAUAUCCAGGGUUUAAAAUGAUGAUAUAUUGUUACUACGGGUGCUCCGUGUCAUACAAAAUCUUGGAAGGGGUUUUCGUUAUCUCUGGGAUCUAAUAACUUGUGUGGCUUCAGGCUUACCCUGAUACCAACACUGAGGGUUUGAGCCAAAACCCACCUAACCCUUCUGUUAAAUGUGAGCACUUUACAGGCUUAACAGCCUUUUGUUUCAGACAUGUAGAGGUAGGGAUUUGGGUACAUGGCAAGAAGACAUUUAAAAAGCAAAUCUCUGCACUGGAACACAGACAUGAUUCAGACAAAUCGAAGCUACACCACUGCAUUAAAAGAUUUGUUUGAAACUGGAAACAGAAUAAAGGAUUACAUGUGAUUGAGAGAAACGAGUGAAAUGAGUAAAAAGUAGAGACAGUAGUGAGAUAAAGAGAGAAAUGCAGAACAGUACAAAGGUGGUGAUUUCUUUCUCUUUUUGUGGUCUAUAUUAUUAUUUGUUUACAUUUUUAAGUAUUAAACAACAGUUUCAGUCUGUUACCCAUUGUGUAUAGCUACUCUUUACAUUAAUAAAUAAAAAGAUUCAUACAUUUUGAA
Seriola dumerili (greater amberjack) is the source of this 9756-nucleotide messenger RNA. RefSeq names its product ATP-binding cassette sub-family A member 1-like. Lineage: Eukaryota; Metazoa; Chordata; Actinopteri; Carangiformes; Carangidae. The transcript is spliced from 49 exons. The record is from RefSeq and is a predicted model, not a curated record. Gene Ontology annotation, molecular function: lipid carrier activity; ABC-type transporter activity; ATP hydrolysis activity. Gene Ontology annotation, biological process: lipid transport; transmembrane transport. Gene Ontology annotation, cellular component: intracellular membrane-bounded organelle; membrane. The coding region runs from base 195 to 7010 and encodes 2271 amino acids.